AUGGGUGCCGCCGCAGAGGUCUCCGGCGCCGACCGGGAUAUUCCCACCACCGAGUCCGACAGCGUCACCAACGAGAAGGCCGUCUUCAAGAACACCGACAGCGAUGCCGUCGAGAGCGCCGGCUGGGACGAGACGGCCACCAAGAAGCUCAUCCGCAAGAUCGACGUCACGCUGAUCCCCUUCCUGGCUCUCCUCUAUCUGCUCUCCUUCCUGGACCGUACCAACAUCGGCAAUGCCCGUCUCGACACCCUCGAGAGGGAUCUCAAGCUCGACUCAGCCCGCCUCCAGUACAACGAUGCCCUCGCCAUCUUCUUCCCCUUCUACGUGGCCGCCGAGGUCCCCUCCAACAUGGCCAUGAAGCGUUUCCGCCCCUCCAUCUGGAUUCCCAGCAUCAUGGUCGCCUGGGGUAUCUGCACGACGCUUAUGGGUAUUGUGCACAACUAUGCCGGCCUCAUGGCCGUCCGUGCCGUCUUGGGUAUCGCCGAGGGUGGUUUGUUCCCCGGUAUCACCUACUACAUCACCAUGUGGUAUCGUCGCCACGAGUGCGGUCUCCGCAUGGCCAUUUUCUUCUCGGCUGCCACCGCUGCCGGUGCUUUCGGUGGUCUCUUGGCUCGCGGUAUCGUUGAGAUGAGAGGCGUCGGUGGUCUCUCUGGCUGGCAGUGGAUCUUCAUCCUCGAGGGUAUCCUCACCGUCAUCAUCGCCAUUGUUGCCUACUUCGUCAUGCAGGACUACCCCUCCACAGCCAAGUUCCUCACCGAGGAGGAGCGUGCCGAAGUCAGCGCCCGUCUCAAGCGCGAUCGGUCCUCGCUGGCCGACGAGUUCGACAUGAAGUACUUCUGGGCCGCUCUCAAGGACUGGAAGAUCUGGGUGCACAUGUUCAUCACCAUUGGCGUCUACACUGGUCUCUACUCGUACUCGCUCUUCCUCCCCACCAUCAUCAACGAUCUCGGCACCGCCACCUCCCCCGAGAUGGCCCAGCUCAUGACUGUUCCUCCCUACAUUGUAGCCUGCUUGUUCUGCAUCGGCGCAGGCUGGCACGCUGACAGGCGUGGUGAGCGCGGCAUCUACAUGAUUGGAUUCAUGAUCAUGGCCAUCGUUGGACUGAUUUGCUUGAUUGCGACGCCGAAUGCCGGUGUCCGCUACUUUGGCUGCUUCCUCCUCGCCUCGGGUAUCUACCCCAACGUCCCCCAGGGUGUCGCGUGGAACGGCAACAACAUUGGCGGUUCCCUCAAGCGCGGUGUCGGCAUUGCCAUGCACGUCGGCUUCGGCAACUUGGGCGGUACCAUUUCUGCCUACCUCUUCUUGACCAAGGACCGCCCCCGCUACUACCCCGGCUUCGGCACUCUUCUCGCCUGCCAGGUCAUGGCUGCCACUCUGUCCAUCUUCAUGACCAUCUACUUGCGUCGGGAGAACGCCCGCCGUGACCGCGAGUACAAGCCUCCAAGCGAGUACACCGAGGAGGAAAGGGUUGCCGAGAGGGAGAAGGGCGACAACGCUAGCUUUUUCCGCUACACCAUUUAAGCAGUCGAGAAUAUCCUCUUUUCUGUCUUGUCUUGGGUCAGGUUUUCCCGCAGCGAUAUCUGGGUCGGGGUGUUGGGUUAGGCUUUCAGAGAGAGGAGGCAUGUACACAGUUUUUGGGUCUUGAUCAUGAAUUUCAACAGUACGGAAUUCAUACUGGUCAAUUAACCCUCUGCAUCGCCUAGUGAUGCAUGUUGAAUGAUGGACUAUUUAUUCUUGUUGGUUGCGGCAAAGACACCCACACCAUGUUCUUCUGCCUUUUCACUAGCCCCUGCAAAGUGAUGUUUUGGAUUCCGUCGUGGAUGUCUCU
Molecule: messenger RNA, 1828 nt
Organism: Podospora pseudopauciseta
Lineage: Eukaryota; Fungi; Ascomycota; Sordariomycetes; Sordariales; Podosporaceae
Exons: 3
Coding region: 1-1521 (506 amino acids)
Biological process (GO): transmembrane transport
Cellular component (GO): membrane
Molecular function (GO): transmembrane transporter activity
Source: RefSeq, a predicted model, not a curated record